AAUAGUUGAAAAAGAAUAACAUUAAAUAAUUAAAAAUAGAGUCAAAGUGUCCCUUUCAUUCUCUCUCUAUAUCUAAAUCUUAUUCUGAGUACGCAUAGUAGUGAUGAGAUAACUACGUAAAUAACGCAAUACAACAACAAAUCUGAGAAUGAGCAGCGUUACAAAGGAAGAAGAAGAGAUCCGAAGAACAAAACCAAAACCAAAUUCAAAACCACCAAGACCCAAACGAAUAAUCUUCUCAUUUGAAUCAUACGCUAACGAUCUCAUACAACGCAUGAAAUCCUCCAAUGUUGUAAUCGAACAAGGACUAUCUGACACAGAAUUCUCAUCACUGGAAUCUAAAUUCAACUUCACAUUUCCACCAGACCUUCGUUUAAUCCUCCAACAAGGUCUACCAAUCUCUCCCGGUUUUCCCAACUGGCGUUCCGCUUCACAACAACAGCUUCGAAUUCUUCUCGACCUACCACUCUCUUCCAUCCUUCGUACUGUCUCCAAUAACCGUUUCUGGCAUCCUUCCUGGGGCCCACUUCCGAAAGAUGCGGCUCAAUCCAUUCAAACUAUUUUGGACGCUGUGCCACGUCUUGUUCCUAUUUACCAAAGUUAUUAUAUACCUUCGUCGCCUAACGUCAUCGGGAAUCCUAUUUUUUAUGUGGAUCACGGUGGUCACGUUCGUUUGGAUAGCUUCGAUGUUGCCGGAUUUGUUCGUCGUGCAGAGUUUUUGUCGGGGGUUGAGGCGGUGGAGCCAGUUUGGGCGGCGACGAAGGCGAGGACGAUUGAAUUUUGGUCGGAGAUGGCAGAUGGGAGAGGGUGGAAAUGGUGGUGGGAUGAACGAAAAGGAGAAUUGGGGGAGUGUAUGGAUGACGUGUUGCGGAAAUUGAGGGAAGGAGGGUGGAAAGAGGAAGAGAUACGCGAUAUGAUGAUGAUGAUGAAGGUGAAUCAAUAUGAACAAGAUAAACGUGUUUUCAAAGAUAAAAAGGAGAUAGUGGAGCACGUGCACGUGCACGUGAGAGAUUUAUCGUUGAUGUUGUUGCGUGGAGGAUGGAGUAGGGAAGAUGUGCUCUACUCACUCGGGGUUCAAGUUCAGGAACAAAAUUCGUUCUUGGAUUUGGAAUUUUAAUUCAAAAUCAAUUACAAUUGAGCUUCGUAGAUACAUUUUUUAUAUUUUUUCUGUAAUAUCAUUGUUUAGUAGAGUACAAAAAAGAGAUGAUAUUUGUUUUGGUAGACAACAAAACUAUGGGACCAAAUGAAUUGGUGUUUCGUAUGACAGGAUAUUUGGUGCUUCAUUUA
Molecule: messenger RNA, 1287 nt
Organism: Cicer arietinum (chickpea)
Lineage: Eukaryota; Viridiplantae; Streptophyta; Magnoliopsida; Fabales; Fabaceae
Source: RefSeq, a predicted model, not a curated record